AUGUACCCAUCUGAACACAAUGUCCACAACAAUCCCACAAACGGCCACCAUCCCCAGCGUUCUCAACCACAGCACCACAAGGACCCAGUCACCGUCGUCGGCAUUCCCUCCGUCUCCAUCCAGAAUAAUCGUCUCGAGGUCGGCUCCUCGCAGAGCAGUUCGACACGAUCUUACACACCCCUCAAGGUACUGGGAGAUGGUUCUUUCGGAACCGUCUGGUUGUGCGAUUGGCAUGGGACCCUACCCCCCAAUACCCCUCUCUCUCCCAUGCAAUGUGGUCGGGGCGCGCGCCCGGAGUGGGCUGGGAAGCGACUAGUAGCCGUCAAAAGGAUGAAGAAGCAAUGGGAAGGCGGGUGGGACGAGUGCCAGAAACUCAAAGAACUCGAGUCGUUGCGCGCAAUCCCCUUUCACCCCAACAUCAUUCCUCUAUAUGACUUCUUCCUGCUGCCGACGUCCAAGGAGCUCUACUUUGUCUUCGAAUCUAUGGAAGGCAAUCUUUACCACCUUAUCAAAGCCCGCAAAGGUAAGGCCCUUGCUGGCGGCCUCGUUUCAUCCAUUUUUCGGCAAAUUGUCAGUGGACUCGAUCACAUUCAUACAUGGGGCUAUUUUCAUCGAGACAUGAAGCCAGAAAACGUUCUCGUCACCACCAUCGGCCUCCAUGAUUAUGUCUCUGUCUCUCCUAUCGCUCCCCCCAAUGGCCCACCAGAAAAAGAUGUCGUCGCAAUCAUCAAACUCGCUGAUUUCGGCUUGGCAAGGGAAACGAAGAGCAAGCCCCCGUACACCGAAUAUGUAUCGACGAGAUGGUACCGUGCUCCAGAGGUGCUUCUCCUCAGCCGAGACUAUUCAAAUCCGGUCGACAUAUGGGCCUUGGGGACUAUAAUGGCAGAGCUUGUCAACUUGAGACCGCUGUUUCCCGGCUCCGGGCAGGUUGAUCAGGUAGCACGCAUUUGCGAGAUUUUGGGCGACCCGAGUGAGGAUUACGGUCUUGACUCGCAUGGUUUCCCCCUUGGGGGCGGGAAGUGGGCUAGAGGUGUCAAGCUUGCAAGAGCCGUUGGCUUUGCUUUCCCGAAGAUUCAUCCCAAGGACUUCUUUUCGCUAUUUGAUCGUAGUGUGCCGAGCUCGCUUGUUCAACUUAUUGGACAACUUCUCAAGUAUGACCCUGAUAAGCGGUUGACAGCACGGCAAUGUCUGGAGCAUCCAUACCUAUUGGAGACCACGCCUCGCAAUCACAUACCCUUGCCGAGUGGUCUCCAACUUUCAAUACCGUCCUCCACCAAGUCUCCGCGGACGGGACCGUUGUCCCCAACUUUGGCGUCACAGUCUCCGCGCUCCUUACCGCCGUCCCACUCUCAUCAUUCGAUCCAAGAUGAACAGCGCAAUGGCUCACAUCCAAAUUGGCCCGCUCCAGAUCAACCUCCUCAGAAUGGCGAUUAUCCGAUGCUUAUCUCACCGCAAGGCGAGAAGCAGGAAUCGUUCCCCACCAAUGGGCAUUUCAUGGAGGCUGUCGAACAAUCUCAUGGGGAUGUUCAUCAGCAGGGAAGCAAACCAAGAUUCGGAUUCCGAAGAUGGUUUGGUGGCGACAAAGCGCAGCAGAAUGGAUUGCCUCCGGUCGAAGAGGUCCCACCUAAUCCGAAUGGUCUUAAACGUGCCAACCCUCCAGAUAUCAUCGCCGCUCCAGAUUCUCCUGUUGUCGAUCCUCCGCUGCCUCCAGGCGAUCUCAAGAAAGCCAACAAGAAGGAAGCGCAGAAGGUUCAACGAGAGGCAGAGAAACAACGACGCGCGCUUAUGGAGAAGACCCAACGAGACCAAGCACGAGCUGUAAUGAUGAAGCGAAACCAGCUUCUGCAGAAAACUACCGGCAACGAUCUCGAAUGGCUAAGUCACGGGAACGAGGCGCGUAUAGCUUUCAAUGACCCUCUAAACAAGGGUAAGGAGCCUGUAUCGGGACGGGUACGUCAGCCCAGCAAUUCAUCUGGACAUCUCGGGGCAUCUUCGACCAUUGGUGCGGCUUCGGGGAUGUUUGCGCAGCCAUCAGAAAAAGGGACGAAGAGCAAUGAAUGGCGGAGAGACGAUGAACGAGCUACGAAAGUGCGACGCCAGGAGUUCGAUGAUGGGAUGUCAACGAUGUCCUCGUCUGAUGUCCACAGCAUCGGUCGAAUGUCUUCGAUAUCCUUCGCAACCGUCGACAGUGAUCCUGGACCGAAUCGAAUACGAAAUCGCCCGAGUAUAUUUGGCCUUAAUCGUAUGACUUCGACGUCUUCGUUGCGAACAUCCUUCGACGACUUCCCAGCCUCUGCUCGUAGCUCGAACUCGCUGUCAUUAGAAGGCCAACUGGCCAACGACUUCCGUGUGCAAGCAUCUGUUGACCCGGUAACACCUCUAUCCGGCAGUGUCUCCCCACCUCCAAUACAUAUGCUCUCGCUUUCUCCUACGCUUUCUCCACAAAUACCCUCAUCUCCGCCUUGGAUACACGUCCAGCAUCCGCAGGAUUAUUCGAAUCAGAGAGAUCAUCAAUAUGUCUCCAUACCACCACCUUCCCUUUCGCACCUUAAUCCUUCUGGCCGACAUAGUCCCUACGACUAUUCGGGGCAUGGUCAUAGCCACCCGCCAAGUCCGGGGUAUGACCCAAAGUCGGCCAUAAAUCCUAUAUUUAAAGUACCUCCACUACCAGCAUCACCACACGGAGAUGGCCUAGAGCCUGCCCCCACUCUACCUCCCUUCAGCCACCUGGAAGCUGUCGCAGAGGGUGAAUAUCCACCCCUUUCGCCAAUGGCCUUUCAUACGCCUGAAGAUGUAUGA
Molecule: messenger RNA, 2799 nt
Organism: Pleurotus ostreatus (oyster mushroom)
Lineage: Eukaryota; Fungi; Basidiomycota; Agaricomycetes; Agaricales; Pleurotaceae
Exons: 6
Coding region: 1-2799 (932 amino acids)
Biological process (GO): intracellular signal transduction; protein phosphorylation
Cellular component (GO): nucleus; cytoplasm
Molecular function (GO): ATP binding; protein serine/threonine kinase activity
Source: RefSeq, a predicted model, not a curated record